AAAGGACACGUCUCACCGGCCACUACAGGAGCAUGCAUCACCGCGACAAACCUGAUCCCAUGACCUCCACAUCCUUUUCACUGCAGCCGUGUUUUACUCUUGUGUUAUCUUUACCGAAUAAAUCAAUCACCGGACAAAGUAAAUAAAUACAAAUAUAUUUUUUAACUUUCACUAUAGCUAGGAGUUGGCGUCGCUCGCUACUUGGUACUCGGUUUAUAGACUUUAUACUCGUCAAUCUGACUCGUGCUCAGUUUAAAAAAAUUAAGUAUUUGACAUUGUGAAGUCAGAUAACAAUUGAUAAAUUUUAUUAAGGGCUUAUUGGCUUACUAGCCAUAUUUAAAAAGAAAAUCAAGAGAAUAGACAUGAUUUUGACAGAAUGUAGUGACUGUCUUUUUACCAUCAUUCCAGCCGGUUAUACCCUUGUUAGUAACAGGUAUCCGGUUUCUUCACAUAAAGAAAACGACGUGGUGAUUUUGUGACCCAUAGUAAUAAUGAGCGAAUUUUGAAAGCGCGUGAAAUGAAACGGCGAAAUAGAAGAUAAUGAAACGUAUAUUCUAUACCGAUUACAAGCGUUCCAUACUAAUUUGGGUAGAAUAGUAUCACUGUAAUUCCAAUUCCAAUUGAAAGAGCAGCAACACUGAAAAUUUAGAUAUAAACUAAUGAACUAAAUCACUAAACCCAACUUAGAAAUAGAAACCAUUGACACAAUCAAUGUUUAAGCUAAAGAAAAUGAUAGUAGACCGUCUUAUAUUUUUAACGACUACAAAGAAAGUUAAUUUCCAUUUAACAACUACGAAUAAAAAAAAUUGAAGUAUACUAUUUUAUUUAGCGGCGAACUAUUCCAUAUGCUAAAGUAUAAAUGAGUAAGUUAAUGAUUAUAAGUCUUAUAGAGUUACGUACACAGUCGCACAAUCUAUUACGAGAAUAUUUCUAUUCUAUCUAACCCGUACUAUUUAAAAUGGUACUAUGUACACAGUCGAUCCAUGUUUGACCAACAUGAAAUACAAAGCUAAUGGAAUGGUAAUAGAAUACUUGACAGUAAACACUAAACCCAAAUUAGGGAAACAUAAACCCCAAUCCACCUUCCAUAAUACUGGAGACAUGUAUUUAUAGUCCUCAUGAGCAACAUGAAAUACAAAGUUAAUGGGGAUGGUAAUAGAACACUUGACAUUAAACCUAAACCCAAGUUAAGUAAAUAUAAACCCCAAAACAUAGGCAAACCAAACCUUCGGGAAAUUAAAUCCACGUCUUAUAAUACUGGAGGUAUGUAUUUGUGAUUUUUUGAAAGAAGAAAAAGCCAUCCACGUAUAACUUUAUUGAUCACAUACAUAAGCAUCGAGAGUUAUAUUCCAUAUCAUCUAAGUUUUAUUCUAUAUCAGAUAAAAACUAAACCCUAAAAUCUAAUCACUAAAUCCUAACCCAAAUAUAAACCCUAAACUCAUAUAUCAAAAUCUAAAAAAUACAUAAUGGUAUGUAAUAUUAAAUUAAAUUAUGUUAUAUUAAAUUAUAUUAUGUAAUAUGCCAAUUCUAUAUCACCAAAAUUAGAACACAUGAUAUGAAAGUUCAGAAAUGUUCUAUUCCAUAUCCAAACAAAAUAGAAACAAGUAAUGCUUUCCCAAUAUUCCAGAAACUAAACCCUAUCCAAUCAUCACGAAACCCUACACGAAAAUAUAAACCCCAAUUCAUAUAUCAAAAUACGCAAGUAUUAAAUUUGUAUGAAUUCAGAAGCAAAAUAAAGUGAUAUUAAACGUUUCAAUUUAUAGCAUGAAUGCAAAUAAGAUGAUUUUUCAUUUUACAUGAUCAAAAUAUAAUAGAAACAUAUAAUAGGUGCUCUAACAGAAUAAAUAUGUUAUGUAGAAGCACACGUGUGCGGAUGGGCAUGGCGAUGACAUAGGUUGAAAUAGUUGUUAAAACUUUUGUUUCCAGUGGGUUCAAAGCCUGUCUCAAACAAUCUACUCGCAAGGUUUAAAUCGUCCAUGCCAGAUCUGAAGGAUGAAGGUAGGAGGUAAACACGGUUAGGACAGAAUACUUAAUGCAAAUAAAUUAAAUGGAAUACAAAAUACUGCAGUAGCAACCACUCAAUUCUAUCUCAAAUAAAAUAUGUUUACAUACAGUUAUACUAGACCAUGUCGACUAGAAUAGUAAUGAAUGAUCUCGUACUAUGUUCACACGCAUGCUAACCUAUACCAUAUCAAAUAGAAUAGGAACGAAAGAUAUCAUACUAUGUCAACACAGACAAACCUAUCUAUCGCAGAUGCUAUUCGCUAGGAAAACAAAAUUCAAAUUUAACAAAGACUAAGAACAGCUGGGGAAACCCCAACCCCAAAUCACCCAACCCCUAAAUCAAUUAGAGAACUUCGCAACGGCAACGAGACUGUAGAUUUACUAAAAGAGUACCCUAGUUCUCAGUAUAGCGCAAAUAUGAAAUAAAAUUACAGGAGAUGAAGAGAAUCGAAGGUUAAAACCUGAAAACGUAACGUAACUGAAGAGAUCUGAGAAGAAUCGAUGAUUGGAAUUGGAAUGGGUAUGGGCUUGCACUAUUCACCGAGAAGCAAAAUAGAAGACGGAGACGAUCUGAAGCGAGAACGACGGAGAUGGAGGCGAGCGGGUGGAGGAGAUUUGCGAGAGAAGCGUAUGGAGGGGGAAGAACCGUAGAUGAAGAAAGUGGGAAUGGAAGUUGUGUGGAAAGGGAAGAGACAUGAUUUAUUUGGGGUUAAAAGAAAAUGAUUUAUAAUUUUUUCUCAUAGCAGGUGAGCCGGUAAAUUAGAGAGGGUCUUACAGUAAUAUUAUGUAUAUUUCACGGCGUAUAUCGAUCCGUUAGGGUAAAGCGCUAGUCCUCUAAUUAACGUUUUUUUCAUGGCUAUAGGUCCUAAUUCCCCUUUUAUUAAUUGUAAGCACGAAUCAAGUAUAAGUAUCAUUGUUUUUUCUUCUACUUGACUGGUUACUUGUUUCUAGUUAGUUGUUCUACUACUUAUUUCUCUCUUUUUUUUUAUCAUCAAUUUUUAUAGACUCAAACUGACUCUAUAAACCAAACUGGUAACUAUGCAUCCAUGUUAACGACGAAAGACGAUUAUUUCUUGGCACUGCGUGUUAGACUAUAUGCCCUUAAAUUCUUCGUUCUUGGUACAUGAAUGAUCUAUGAGCUGAUAAAACUUCCUUAAAGGGGUCCUUAGAUCCUCCAAAUAAUUUGCAAAGACUGGCCAUUCUUCCGAUUCCGAAACCAUCUUCACCAACUGAGAAUAAUCCGUUACAAACGUAACUCAAAACUGACGCAAAUUCCUUAUACACUUCAUUGUCCAAAGCAAAGCUUCAAUCUCAGAGUGAAGAGGAUACAAACUAGCCUUUAUAUUUCGUGCCCCCGUUAAACCAUCAAAACCCUCUAGUGUACUAUACUACUCUUGGCUUGAAAAAACUUCAUUUUCUUUCCAAGAAUCAUCUGCAAAACACCAUUUUUCUAGAGUUGACAGUAAAUUUGUUUCCUCUGCAGGUCGUGCUACCCUCUGUGUGUUCAACACAUGUACUUCAGCCCAAAACGUCGAUUUCAUUUCUGCCAAUUUUAGCUUUUUCUGAAAUUAAUGUUUAAAUUAUUGAAAACUUUAUUAUUCUUUUCUCUUCAAAUGUACCAUAAUAUUUAUACAACCUGAUAAACAUAUUUUUGGGUAAACUCUCCAUGAUCUAUAUUGUGAAGAGAGCACUACUUAUUUCUUGUUACUGUCGUAAAAAUAUGUAUCACCCUUUUAAUUGUUAUCUGUUAAAUUACGUGUUUUAUUUCUUGUAUCUAUCCUAUACUAAAAGGGACUAAUAAAGCUCUCUUAAGGUGUCCACGUCCUCAAAUAAAUUCAACCAAUCAUGUUUUUUUUUUUAAACACGUCAGCUGGGCGUAAAUUUGGGCAAGGUAAUUUAUAUGUAAUUAAAUUUGGACUUACCCAUCACGUUUGGGCUUGCUUUUUUUGCCCAAAUCGACAAAUGAAAACUGAAGUUGACGCCAGAACUCAUCAUCUUCCUCUCCACCUCUUCGUUUUCUCCGAUAUGAAACCUGAAGAAUUGAAAACAUUUGGAUUUAAAAGAAAAGAUUUGACAGUCUAAUCUCAAUCGCAUAAAGUAAAUCAAACCAAACUUCACACAUCUUUCUCUCCGUUCGCCGUCACACAUCUUUCUCUCCGUUCGCCGUCGUCGCUCAUCUGAGAUCUCUCUCUUUACUCACCAAAGAUGCAUUCGAGCCAUCUCCUUCUCGAGGAGCCAAUCAGGAUGGCUUCAAUCCUCAAGCCAUCCAAAUCCGUAAGCGAUCCAUUGAUCCAUAUUCGUAAGAGUUAUCUCUAAUCUCUCUCUCUCUCUCUCUUUCUCUCUCUCUUUUGAUGUCAUCAGAGUUUCUUUCCGGAAGCUUUGGCAACAAAAUCCAACUGAAAGUCCCAUGUCUCCACGGUAAGUCUCUGUAGUUUGUAUUUCAAGGACAUCUCACCAGGUCCACCCGAAUCUGAAUUAGUAUUUCGAAUCUAAAGUUAUGGCGAUGAUCAAUUUCUUUUUUCCUUCAAUGGUGUUGAUAACCUAUUUGAAAAGCCGUCGCUUUGUAGUUUUCAUGUCGAUUCGCUUGAUCCAGUCUUCUCACAAUAUUUUAGUUUUUCUCGAUAAGGUUAAAGUGCCGUAGCGAUUGCUGUAAGGUGUGAAGAUAAAUGUCUGUCGAAUAUGAUCUCUGAAUGAAAACAUGAAGAAGUGUCAGUAUGCCGUAAGUGGUGAGUUUUCCCUAGAAGGAACAUUAUCUUCCCUACCCUCGCAUCUCUAAAAAGGUAUACACUUUUGGAUCAUCUUGUGCUUUUACAUAUUGGCUUUAAUCUAGAAAAAGAGACUUACAAUGAAGCAUGUGAUCUUCAGUUCGUUUAGGACUAAUUUGGGUUGAAUAUUACAUAAGCUGCUGACAUUUCUUCACCACGUAUAUAUAUAUAUAUAUAUAUAUAUCUAAUUAUAUAUAAUUUUAGCCAUCAGGAUGAAUCACUACUCUGCAUAUACUGAGGAGUCUGGACAAUUAUAUGGGACUGCUUUGGCGUAGGACCUGCUCUAGCUGAAGGGUAGGGAGAUUGAAUAUGACUUCCUGGAACUGAAUAGCCCUGUACCGUUGUAUAACUGUGACCAACAGGGAUGUUUUGAUUCAGUUGCCCGUAUUGGUAGCCUGGUGAGUUAACUGCCCCAGGUACUCCAUAAACCUGAAGGUGCUUACAGUGACUCAAGAGGCCUUCUGGAAGCUAGGAAAGAGGUUGCUGAGUUCAUUGAAUGACUUGAUGGGUAUCCCAGUGAUCCAAAACUCAUAUUCUCCACUGAUGGAGCUAGCUAAGGUGUGAAACAAAUCUUAAACUGUGCUAUACGCAGUGAGGGAGACAUGCAAUAUGAAGAAGAGCAGGAGAGUGCAAGUGCCACCAAGAAGCUUCACCAGAAAAGGCAAUUCAUCACAAUUUAAGUAGAAAAAAUAUGAAGUAUGAUCAGAAGAAAUAAGGUGAUGAUGUGAUGAAUGCAUGUCUUAUAUGCCCUCAAGAGAUGGAUGCAGCAGAUCUAAGCUUCUUACCAUGUCCUUGCAGAUUUUGUCUAUAUCUCUUCUCCUCUAUGCAGAUCAACCAAAACGAUGGACGUAGCCCACGACUCUGAGCUUCCCCAAACAAGUAUGAGAAGACAAGUAGUAAAAGUGCUUUAUGUUUUAGUUAUUUCCUUAGUAUCUCAGUUGCACAUAGCAUGUUGUUUGUCAAUAGAGUUUGUGUCAGUGACGUUGUUGCAUCUUUUGAAACUUUAAAGUUUAAUAAAAGUGAAAGAUCGUUGAUAUGUUAUCGAUGAAGUCGAAUGAAUGUUGCUACCAUUUAUCUUUUUCUUUAAAAUCAAAUCAAAUGGGUUGAUUGUCCACUGCGUUUAUUAAAACGUUUUCCCGAUACUAAAGGAGUUGUGAAUGUCUUAAUAUGCUAAACAAAUCUUCAGAAGUAGUUUGAUUUUGCAUAAUAAGAAACUGUAGUAGCAGGUUGGAUCGAGGAAAGGAAUCAAAGAGAAAGAAUAAUAAUAAAAAGAUUGAGAUCCGAGAAAAAGACCAAAAGGUUUGAACAAUACACAUAAUCAAUCCCCUGGACAAAAAAGAUUGUUCAAAACAAAUGUUUUCUACUACUAUUACUUUUAAAUAAUCUCCACUCGAAGGAGAAUAUUUUUUGUAUUACAGAAGGGAAUUUGUAAAUUUGAAAACGUUAUUGGGUCCACGUGUUUUUUUAAUAUUCAAAAUCAUAAAAGUUCAAGUUUUCGUUAAGAUUAUGAGACUUUCAAUUAUACACAUAAAACUGUAUGUUUUAGCGGAAAUUUAUUUUUUCAAAGAUACAUUUUUGUAUUUUCAAUACAUUUUAUUAACUAAUAAUGAUAAAUUCUAAAUUUCAAAUACUAAUUGCAUUUCUUGACUUCUUACCGGUUUAGAAUUAUAAGAAAUAUAAAUCACAAAAUAUAUAUUUAUAACUAAGACUUAAAUAAAUAUAUAUUCACAAAAAUAAGAUUUAAUAUGUGUAAAAAUUGUAAAACAUAUAUGAUUUGCAACAGAGGGAGUAGUAUAUUAGAGUUUUAGAUUAGUAGUUGGUGUAAAAUCAAUUAUACACACUUGACUCUCAUUUUAAUAUAUAUGUAACUAUUGUGAAUGUACGAAAAAUUUAAUUAUUGUGAAUGUAAGAAAAUUUAACAUUUAUGGUAAAUGAAGUUUUAAGCAAUUAUAUUUUAAUUGAGUAUAAAAGUACAUAUUAAAAUUUUUUUUGAUAUAAUCUCUUAUGAAAUUCAAAAAUUACUACUAUUUUCAUUUUAAUUUAAUUGUUGUUGUAGAGUAAAUUGUUUGUUUCAAGAUAAAUGUUGUUUUAGAAUUUAAAUACAUAAUUGAUUAACUUUAUAUGUUAUAUGAUUUUUGUAUUCUUCAGUCUAUUUUUUACUGAUUGAAAUGUGAUUAAGUGUAUAACUAAUGAUAUUUUAUUUUAGUAAUAUACAAAAUUAAUUUUUUUUUUACAUCUGUAUGCACAAAUCGAAAAUGACAAUUAAAAUGAAACAUAAUUAGUAUUAUAAAAACAUUACAUUCACCUUAAACAUUGUUAGUCCUUUUAGGUGUGUGAUCAUGGAAGAAUAACACUCAUUGCUGGCCAAUUGGUUAAUGCAUCAAAUGUCUAAAAAAUUAUAUUAAUAAAAAACUACAAAAAAAUGUCUAAAUUGUUUUAAAAUAAUAUGCAAACAAUAUUUGUUUUAGAAUUAAUAUAGUACACUAUUAUAUGUUAGAAACAGACUUUUAAAUCCUGAUAUAUUAGAAAUUGCUAAAUUUGUUUUAUUGAAAUUCAAUAUUAUAUUAUCACACAUUUUAAAAAUGAUCUCAGUUCUAUUUCCAAAGAUAAGUAUAUAAUAGUCAAUUGGAAAAUGUUAAUGUAAACCUAGAACAAAAUUAUUAACUGUGUAACUUGAUCAGAAUUGUUUUUGCCAUGCAUUGACUUAAAGUGAUAUUUUAGUCAUUUUCAAGUAAAUGAAUCAAAGAUACACAACUAUAAUAUGAAAAAAUUAAUACGCAAUGUCAAUUCCUCAUAUUUAUCAUAUUAAUUGUUGUCUUCCGCACUAUUGGUUUCAAAUAAUAAUAACCUAUUAUAUAACCAAAUAAAUAAAUUUGAUACGGCUUAAGGAAAUUUUUUCAUAUAUACAAUAAAUAAAACAAAACAACAGUAAAAUAUUAAUUUGAAAUAAAACAAAAAAUGACUACUCUAAAUUUAUAAUGAAAAAGUACAAAAAUUGUAAAAAAUAGAAAUUGACAUACAAAUUAAAAAGACAAAUCUAACAAUUCAAAAAUUCGACCAGUUAAAUUGCUUCCAUCGUCCACGUUGGAUUCUUUUGUUUCGUUUAGGGCUUUGUUGUUAAUGAUUUUGGGCUUCUUCGUUUUUUUUAGGCCCGACAUAUUGUCCAAGUGAAAAAGAAAUUGCAGAACUCAACCUUAAUUUCGUUCGUGUUUUCUUUUUUUCGGUUUCCCCUUCCAUUUUCUAGCUUCGAUAUCUUCCAUUGCUAUUCUCUCCAGAUGCGUUUCAAACAAUAACUUCACCACUAUCUACACUCAUCAAUUCUUAAUUGAACCCAUUCAAUGGACUCUUUUCAUCUUCCUCACUAUUUUUUCCCUUAUAAAUCUACUUUCUUAGCAUCUGUUUCGAAUCUGCUUGAUCAAAUUCACUCUGAUAUUUUCUCAGAAAUAUACAUUAUCCAUGGUUUUCCAGAAUCUACUUUUGCCAGCUUUUCGAAUAUACAUUAUCCAUGGUUUUCUGUGACUUUAGAUUAGAUUGACGUAAAUUUAUAUUAAUUACUUUCCAAUACUGAAUGUAUAUAUCUUUUUAAAAUGAUUUCCAAAACCAAUAUAUUUACUAAUUUAGCUUUGGGCUAUAGUUUUUAAAUUUUUUUCUUAAAAAAAAUAAUUGAUAAAUUAAAAUGUUGUAAAAAUAAAAAGAACAGUAGAAAAUACCCAGAGCACUUACCAAUUACCCCUAACAACAUUUAUGAAAUUUCUGAAAAUAUUUAAUAAAUCAACUGUUUACCUUUUAUCAAGCUGAUAAAAUUAUUAGAUCCAACAAUAUUAUUUUUCAUGUGUAUUUCUAGAGAGAUUGAUUUUAUUGGGAAGAACUUAAACUUUUCGUCACUAAUUAUACAAUACGAAUCAGAUAGAAUGAACAAAAUAAUUAAGAAAUCAAACUUUUAAAUUAUUGAAAUUUUAACUAAUUUUACUUUUACUGUAAUACUAAUUUAAAUAAUAUAAUAUGUGUUUUAUCAUUAUUUAAGUUUUACAUUCUAAGAUGUGAAACUUCAUUUUAAUAAUUUAUAUUUGUCAAAAUUUCCAAUAUAAAUUACAUAUUUAAAUAUAAAUAAUAUUUUAAAAUAAAUUAAAAUUUUAGGAAAAUAAACCCGGGCGUAGCCCGGGAAAAGGCUCUAGUUGUAAUAAUAAUCUAAAGAAUAUUAAUUUCAAGUAUUUGAUGUAAUCAAUACUUGUUUCAAAUGAGUCACAUACACGUAGUACAUAUUAGCAACUAUUUUAAAAUUAAAAGUAUUUAAUUCUUUGUCUAGCUCUAUUUAAAAGUUUUGGUACAAAAAGUUUUAUAAUUUUGAACAUAACUAAAUAAAUAGAAAGUAUUAAGAAGUAAUUUGCAAGUAUUUAAAAUUUAGGGGAGCAUCUUGAUCUGUUGAUCGAAUCAAGUACAAAUUCAAGUAAAAAAAAACUUAAUAUAGUAAAAAUUCUUUAAAUUAAUAAUGUUGUAACUAUAAUAUUUUAUUAACAUAUAGUUAUUAAUUCAUAAAAAAAUAGAUUUUUUCCAUUUCUGGAUAUAUCUUUUAUAAAAUAGGAAAAUAGUUAAUUUUACCGUAUAUACAUUAGUUAAAUUUUAGAAACUGAACUUUUAUAUUUUUUAUUAUAUUAUAUUCAAAUGUGGUUUUAGAUAUAGUUGUACUAAAUAUUAUUAAAAUAUAUUAAAUUUUCAGAAAAAUAUAGAUAAUUUUAUUGUAAAUAUAAAAUCAAGAUGAUAAUGUUUAAUUUGUACUUAUAUCAAAAAAUAUAUAGAUAAAUUAUUAUUUUAUAAUUUUAAUGAGAUAUAUUUACAUUGGAUUUUCUAAGAAAUUAUUAUUUUAUUAUUUUAUCAUUUUAAUAUUUUGAACUGGUUUAACUCGAAACUAAACUUAUUUUAUUAAUUUAUAAUAUUUAUUAAUUUAUUAAUUAUUAAUUUAAUAGUUACAAGACAAGUCAACUAGCGGAUAAAGCAAAAACACGGAUAAAGCAAAAACACGAAGUACCCGACUUGCGGCCUAAAGGGUAGUAAAGAAUCGUGGUAACUAAUUAUAUGAAUUAACAUAUUGUAAAUUUCUUUAUUUCACUAAUGCAUGCACCAGUUGUCAACCAGAAGUAGUAAAUAGGUAGAAAAACAAUGAUAAAUCUUGAUAAACAAAUAAGGCAUACUUGGUGAAGGGAGUUGCAUUCAUCAUUGGAUAGGUGGACUGUUUUUUUGUUAUUAAUUCUUAAUGUAUAUUCUUAUAAGUUAAGAUAUCCAACAAAGAUAACUAUUUAAGAAUACUGAAUAUUUUUGUAGCUGUAAUCUUUUGUUUUUUCUAAAUUAGUUUAAUUUAUUUUAUUUUGUUUCAUUUUGCUUUUUAUUUUUGUUUUAUAAAACAGCUGUCAUCAUACAUUACCCAUCAUAUAUUUCUUAGGAAACUUAACAGGAGAUUCUUUUCUAUAAAUGAAAAAUGAGUAUAUACAUAUUUAAACUACUAGAUUUAGCAUCCAAUAGACAUGCAGAGUUGAUUUAAAUUCUAUAUAUUCAUAAUACAAAUACAUUCUCUAGAGUAUUAUAUAUAGAUUAUUCCUACAGUACAUAAAAUAAUACUAUAUAUUUCUAUGUUUACAAAAGGAAGAUGAAAUUUCUUUUAAAGUAAACAAAAGUGAAUUUGCAGCUUCAUUUCCACAAAUGACAAAAAAACUUACUUAAAACUGUUAAAGUCACUAUAUAUAUAUACCUCUUUUUUUUCUCAGGCUAUUAAUCCAACCAAAACAAAAACAAAUACCAUUUCUUUUAACGCAGUAGUUUUUGCAAGAGAAGCAAAAGCUUACGAGUAAGAAUUUGAGGAGUCAUGGAACCAAUACCUAACGACGCUAAGUAUGUACAAUACAACAUAUCUGGCAAUAUCUUCGAAGUCCCCGCAAAGUAUAAGCCACCGAUCAUGACUCUUGGCAGUGGUGGCUAUGGCCUCGUUUGUUCGGCUGUGAACUCAGAGUCCAAUGAGAGAGUAGCAAUAAAGAAAAUCAUGCAUGCUUGUGAAAACCCAAUCCAGGCAAAGAGAACUCUCCGUGAAAUCAAGCUUCUUCGUCACUUAGAGCAUGAAAACAUUGUUGGAAUCAAAGAUAUAAUAGUGCCUCCUCAGAGAGAAUUUUUUGAAGAUGUUUACAUUGCUUUUGAAAUGAUGGACAGUGACCUUUAUAAAGUCAUAACAUCCUACGAAAAACUAACCAAAGAUCAUUACCAGUAUUUCUUGUAUCAAAUCCUGCGCGGAUUAAAGUACAUUCAUUCGGCCAAUGUGUUACAUAGAGAUUUAAAACCGAGCAAUCUCCUUGUGAGUGUGAAAUGUGAGUUAAAGAUCUGUGAUUUUGGGCUUGCACGUGCGGCUUCAGAGACUCAUGCAAUGACUGAGUACGUUACCACAAGAUGGUACCGUGCACCAGAGCUUCUAUUGAACUCUUCUACUUAUACCAAAGCUAUAGAUAUGUGGUCUGUGGGCUGUAUAUUCUUGGAACUGAUGACUGGCAGACCGCUCUUCCCCGGAAGAGAUCAUGUUCAUCAGUUUUGUUUGAUUCUUGAGUUGAUAGGCUCUCCAACCGAAUAUGACAUUGGAUCGUUGAAUGAUAGUGCUAAGCAAUACUUAAGGCAGCUUCCUUGGUUUGCUCGCCAAUCAUUCUAUCUUAAAUUCCCAAAUGUGCCUUAUUCAGCUAUUGAUUUGGUGGAGAAGAUGCUAAAGUUUGACCCUAGACAGAGAAUCUCAGUUGAGGAUGCACUAGCUCAUCCAUUUCUCGAGACUUUGCACGACAUUACCGAUGAACCAGUGUGCACGAAGCCCUUCGACGUUGAUUUAGAGGAACAUCCACUCGAAGUGGAGCAGAUUAAGGAGUUAAUCUACCAGGAAGCCCUAGCUUUCAACGCUGCACAGCAACAGGUGAAGAGGAAGAGUGACUUUUCCUUUUAAGCAACUCAUAAUUAAGCCAGUCAUCAUUGUCUUCUCAACUCUAUCAUUUGUCCUUUUUCAGUUUUUCUUGGAAACUAUCUUUUGUAUUUCUUUCAAUUUUCUGGAUAAUGGUUCUUAGAUAUUGAACAAUAAAAAUUAAUAAAUUAAUCUAUGAAUAUCUCAAUUUUGGGAUACACAUAAAUUAUUAUUGUAUUUAUAUCUAUAAUUUUUUUAUUAUAGUUUGGUUAUUGUUUUUGUAGCACCUCAUGAAAUACUAUUGAUGAU
Brassica rapa (field mustard) is the source of this 11997-nucleotide messenger RNA. Its product is annotated as mitogen-activated protein kinase homolog D5. Gene Ontology annotation, molecular function: ATP binding; protein kinase activity. Gene Ontology annotation, biological process: protein phosphorylation. The record is from RefSeq and is a predicted model, not a curated record. Lineage: Eukaryota; Viridiplantae; Streptophyta; Magnoliopsida; Brassicales; Brassicaceae.